This is a messenger RNA of Gymnogyps californianus (California condor), 551 nucleotides long. RefSeq names its product histone H3. The coding region runs from base 1 to 411 and encodes 136 amino acids. The transcript has a single exon. NCBI's taxonomy places the organism in Eukaryota, Metazoa, Chordata, Aves, Accipitriformes, Cathartidae. The record is from RefSeq and is a predicted model, not a curated record. Gene Ontology annotation, molecular function: DNA binding; structural constituent of chromatin; protein heterodimerization activity. Gene Ontology annotation, cellular component: nucleosome.
AUGGCGCGCACGAAGCAGACGGCGCGUAAGUCGACGGGCGGGAAGGCGCCCCGCAAGCAGCUGGCCACCAAGGCGGCCCGCAAGAGCGCGCCGGCCACGGGCGGCGUGAAGAAGCCGCACCGCUACCGGCCCGGCACGGUGGCGCUGCGCGAGAUCCGGCGCUACCAGAAGUCGACGGAGCUGCUGAUCCGCAAGCUGCCCUUCCAGCGCCUGGUGCGCGAGAUCGCGCAGGACUUCAAGACCGACCUGCGCUUCCAGAGCUCGGCCGUGAUGGCGCUGCAGGAGGCGAGCGAGGCCUACCUGGUGGGGCUCUUCGAGGACACCAACCUCUGCGCCAUCCACGCCAAGCGCGUCACCAUCAUGCCCAAGGACAUCCAGCUGGCCCGACGCAUCCGCGGUGAACGUGCAUAAACCGGUUUAGAACAUUACCAUGUUUAUUGAAAAAAUAUUUUAACCAACACAAAGGCUCUUUUAAGAGCCACUCCAUUCACAAUAAAAAGAGCUGUAACACUGCGAUAAAACCUUUUUUUCCUACUAUUUAUGUUAUAUUA